Oikopleura dioica is the source of this 558-nucleotide messenger RNA. The record is from the annotation of a GenBank genome assembly. NCBI's taxonomy places the organism in Eukaryota, Metazoa, Chordata, Appendicularia, Copelata, Oikopleuridae.
AUGGAGAUAAGGGUGGAGAACUGCGACAGAAAGCACUUUUUGGAAACGACGACUAGAAAUAGAGUGAGCAAAAUGGCUGGCUUAUUUGGCUCUCAAAAUAUCGUUUUAUCUGGAAAAGUGUUCGUUGGGCCAACUUGUGUUAUUCGUGGAGAUUUGGCGCAUGUUCGUGUUGGAAAAUAUUCAAUGAUCCGCGACGGAACGAUCUUACGACCGAGUUUGAAGCAUUUCAACAAGGGAGUCGCUUUUGUGCCGCUAACGAUUGGAGAACACUGCUUGAUCGAAGAAAAUGUGGUUGUUUCUGCGGCGCAAAUCGGCAGUUUCGUGAAUAUUGGCAAAAACGCAGUGAUCGGAAAACGAGCAGUCAUCAAAGAAUGCGCAGUGAUUCUCCCCGACGCGGUCCUGGCCCCUGACACUGUUGUCCCCCCUUUUGCUAUUUUCGGUGGUGCCCCUGCCAGACCAGUUGGAAAAGUUCCUGACAAUCAUCAAGAAGCAAUCACCGAACUGACAACGACGUUCUAUCAGAAUACGAAAGUCGAAGAUUUUGGCAAAGGAAAAUGA